Anisakis simplex (herring worm) is the source of this 531-nucleotide messenger RNA. The record is from the annotation of a GenBank genome assembly. Lineage: Eukaryota; Metazoa; Nematoda; Chromadorea; Rhabditida; Anisakidae.
AUGCGAUCACCUCUAACAGAUAAGACCAUGUUUACUCGCAGAGAAGGUCACGAAAAGAAUGCGGCUGAGAAGAAGGUAAAAAAAGAUAAAUACUCAAAAGAGCAGCACCUGAAAGAGUCAUCAAAUAAUGAACAACAAGAAACAUCUCAGCCGACUAGUAAUGUGGAAACUGGCAAGUCGAAAGCGUGUUCUUUGCCGAAAUUGAACAGCCAAGAUGAGUUUGAUGAAGUGAAUCUUUCAUCUGAAUGUGGUCACGGAUUCGAGUCAACCGUCCAUCAGGCACAGCAACAUCAACACAGACCACACAUAAUGAAACCGAAAAAUUUGAGAGUAUUGACUGAAUAUGAUAAAUGUAAACUGGAAUGCAAACGGAAACGAGAUGAAGCUGAUGCCGAGGAGUAUGUGAGACGACUCAAGUUAGAGCUGGAACAAGCAGAGGCAGCACUCAGCGAGCAAAAACUAUUGCAACAAAAAGAGCAGCAACAAGAAGAAACUCUAAAAGCUAACACUGAAACAACUGUUUCGAUAUGA